Molecule: messenger RNA, 327 nt
Organism: Trichobilharzia regenti
Lineage: Eukaryota; Metazoa; Platyhelminthes; Trematoda; Strigeidida; Schistosomatidae
Source: the annotation of a GenBank genome assembly
AUGCCGCGUUAUAGUACCAUAGAUGAUGUUAUGCAACUACGUAUACCUUCAUACAGGACUAGGUUGAUGAUGAAAAGUUCUCCAGAUGUAGAAUGUGUCUCAUCAGAUUCUGUUGUAUGUCUUUCGAAAGCUACUGAGAUGUUCGUUAGUGAGCUCGUAUCUACUGCGGUACGCGGAAAUAAAUCUGGACUAACUUACAAGGAUUUAUCUCGACUGCAAUGUGAAAUGGAUCGUUAUAAUUUUUUGGCUGACGUUCUACCUCAAAAGAUUUCCGCUCGGGAGUGGGUAGAAAAGUAUAAAUCUGAAUUUGAUGCAUCUUGUUCUUGA